Messenger RNA from Leptidea sinapis, 2577 nucleotides. RefSeq lists its product as uncharacterized. Bases 27 to 1268 code for a protein of 413 amino acids. The transcript is spliced from 7 exons. The record is from RefSeq and is a predicted model, not a curated record. NCBI's taxonomy places the organism in Eukaryota, Metazoa, Arthropoda, Insecta, Lepidoptera, Pieridae.
AGAUUUGAGUGGUUAUCUGCUUUAAAAUGAAUCCUGUUUAUCAUUGGAAAUUAGGGGACAUAGCACUUGCUAGAAUCUGCAAGAAGGUCUAUGGGAAAGUGCAAGUAAUAAAAGACAAGGAUGGUUUGUUCUUCGACGAAAAAGUUCUUGGUACUACAAAAGAUGGUGAAGAGAUAAUGGAAGAGUUAUGUUACUAUGUAGAAAUAAUUAGAUCUAAGCAACAGAUAUGGUUACCAUACACAAGCAUGUUCCUAGCUGAGAGACACAGACCAUUUUAUGGAACUGAUAGAGUUAUUCCAAAGAAGUCUCCUCAAGAAAAACCUGUUCCUAGAAAGAGAAAGAUUAAAGAAGACCAUAUACUACCGUUAAGUGUUAGAGUAUCAAAUUCAAAAGAGCCAGACUUGAAUAUAUCUUAUGAGAUCAGACAAGCACCCAUGACACAAGGAAAAUAUGCAAAUGCAUUUAAAGAAUUUGUCAGAUGUGGGAAAGAACAAAUUUUUGAUAGUUACCUUACUAUGGCAAAACAGGAAGAAAAAAAUGAUAUUUUAGAAUACCUGCAUAAUGUUGAUGCAAGUACGGAGGAUAAAUUUGAAAUGGUUAUAAGGAAUAAUGUAACUGUUAAAGAAAUUGAAAAUUAUUUACAUCAUUGUUGGAGAUACUGUUAUCUAAAUAAACAUACAAACAACAAGGAAACUUUGGAUUAUGUACUUGAGAAACAGCAAGUAUCUGUGCAUAUACCAUGGUGUUUAGUCUGCGGGCAGAAUGAAAGGUUACGGGAAUGUGUGAGUUGUCCGGCCUCGUACCAUGUGUUAUGCAGACGAGAGUGGCUAGUUUCUAUUAUACAUCGCAAGAACCCACCUAAGAAAGAGAAGAAACAGGUGACAUUGAUUCACAAGAUAUUGUCGAGCACAAGAACUAAAUCUUCAAUAGAGAAAGACAAGGAAAACUUGGAUCUGUGUCCCAGUUGUAUGUGGGGACCCAGUGUGGGAUAUGAUGAUGUUGUGUGGCACAAGCUAGGCACGUGCUCUUGGUGGCCAGCGAGGGUAUUGACCCCUGGGGCCACUCCAUCCUGUUUGCUGACUCGGACACAUUCACCUCACCAGUGGCCGCUCAAAUAUUAUGGUACAUUAAACCAUUCGUGGGGAGACACAAACCGCAUGUGUCUCUUUCUACCGAAGCAUACGGCCGCUCUGGAGGCGAGAGACGAAACAUUACGAAAGGCGGUGCUAGAUGCUUGUGAUGAUUAUAUAUCUGUUUAUCUCACUUAAUUUCUAACAACAUUUCAUUUUAAUUAUAAUUUAAGAAUAGCCCACGGUGGUGUAGACUACUACACCACUACUACUAAGUAGAACUAUUAGUUCGUCCGGUUUAGUACUGUAUCAACGCGUAUUUCGGCUCCAAAAGGUAAAGGCUGAUACCGUCACGCAAGUACGCGCGUAUUUGCUGCGUGGAUUGUCGCCCUUUUUUAAUGCGCGGACUGACUAGGAUUGUAAACGCUCCAACCAACCCUACAAUAUUUGUGUUGAUCAUGUGGCUAAGCUGCAAAUGGGCAUUUAUUUUACUGGUUUUCUUUUGUUUAUUAAAAUUUACAUUUUAAAUUGAAAAAUUGUUCGGUUUAAGUUUUAGAAAAGUACUAAUUGUAUUCAAUUCUUUAAAAAAAGAAUAUUGUUAUCGCUUAAAAUUCGGAGAUUUUUGACUCCAAAGUUUAUUUUUGAGAUGCAACUUCCAAAUUUUUAUUGGAUAUUUCAAAUAUUCUAUUCGGUUAAAAAUUAUCAUUAAAUCCUUUGUGCACUGUAUUUUUUGCGUCGGAAUAUUUUCAUUGCGUUAUGUUGUAAUCGGCUCUCUAAGAAACCAAUUUUUGUUGAUAUUGAGGUAUGACCGCGCCUUAAGUAACUCCUCGAAGCGUGGUAGCAGUUGGUAACACUCCGAAAUCUCAGGUCUAUAUUUCAUUGAGACACCAUGGCGGCGCAACCAGUGGCUCUAUCGUGAUGUCUGUAUACUGACACCAGAGUCGCUAGACCACACUGAUAACCGUCUCAAAAUGUAACUCGAAGAAAAAAAAAGAAACUGUGGUGCGUAUAUCCUUAUUUAGCCUUACACCAUACAGCUCUAUAGUAAUUCGUGGUGCACGCGUCCGAACUGGUCGCGCCGCCAAAUUGGUUGAGCAACCAAACGGACACCAGGUGAGUAACUCUCUAUAGAACUGUAUAUAUUUUGUUGGUAGCAACGGCUGGUUGCGCCGCCGUGGUGUCCCGGUGGAACAUAGCUGUUAGGGAAGACUGGAUACGUAGCUGUAAACUAGUCAUCGAUAGCGCUCGAAAUGGGGACGGGUAGGGUGCGUAUAUAAACGAAAAUAAGUUUUGAUUAGUAAUAUUUUUAUUUCAACUUCAAUUCUGUUAUAUGUAAGUAUGUUUUUUUAAGUUGUUCUUCAUUCAAAACUUUAUAUAUUAAAGUUGUUUAUUUUGUGAGUUUUUAUUUUUGGUCAGUUUAUGUUUUUUAUUUAAAAACACUAGUAAAUUUAGUUUUAAUCAAACUUCAUUUUAAUAUCAACGCAAUUGCUUUUUUUUAUAUUUUAAG